CGGAAGUUAGGCCAUUUUGCCGAUUUUGGUCGACGCAGCAGAUUCUUUGUUCAUUAUUCUCGUAUUUUUGCUCAGCAGACCCGAGAGACGAUCCACCUAAAUAGUCAUAUUGUUAAAAUAACUCUCGGUUUCAAUGCUUUUACAAAGCUGAUCCGAUUGAUUGAUUGGGUUACUUGAGAAUUUUAUGACCAGCAAGCAAACAAAGACUCUUGUCGUUGUGACGCUACAUGAUUGUGGAUGCUGUUGACACUGACCUUUGACUCGUGAUUUGUUGAACAAAUAUGUAUUGCUGAAGUCAGCUGAUUCUGAAAUCGGAAGUGCCUUGCAUUACGCUACGUUAUGUCCGUUGUGUAUUAUAAGUUCAAGAGCAGUAAUGAAUUUGAUACGGUCACAUUUGAUGGAAUUGGCAUCACGCUUGCAGACUUUCGAAAAUCCAUCUACGGUCAGAAGAAGUUAGGCAAGCCCUCGGAAUUGGAUGAAAUUCAAGUGAAAAAUGCCCAGACUCAGGAAGAAUAUGUCAAGGAGGAUGACAUGAUCCCGAGGAAUGCGUCGGUGAUCAUUUCUCGUGUACCUGUUGGCGGCAUUGCGAAAACUAGUGCUUGGAAACAAGGAAGUGACAGUCCAUAUCAGGGAGUAAUCGACCAAAUGAAUUACCAAGAUUUCCAAAAAUUAACAGAGACGGCAGACUUGUCCAGUGCUGCUGCCUCUGAAGAGGACAAAAUCCGUGCCAUGAUGGUCCAGUCCACCAAGGAUUACGACUCUUCCAACUACCAAAGGAGCAGGCUUCCUCACGGUGGAUACACCUGCUUUAAAUGUGGCAAGCCAGGACACUUCAUUCAAAACUGUCCUCACAGAGCGGAUCGUACCAUGUGGUCCAACCACAGGGUCAAGAAUCCAACUGGAAUACCUGAAAGUUUCCUGACAAACCUGGAUAAUCCCUCAAUUCUUGGACAGCCAGGCGUGAUGAGGACAGCUAGCGGACGAGCUGUGGUGCCUACAAUGGAUGCCAUGGCUUAUCAGAAAGGGAAGGUGGAGAGGCCUCCAUUUGCACCUCGCAAGAAGAGUCCACCCCGCAAGCCCAAGCCCGAGGAGAAGAUUCCUACUGAAUUGCUGUGCCAGCUGUGUAACGAUAUACUCAAUGAUGCUGUGGUUAUACCAUGCUGCGGGAACAGUUACUGCGAUGAAUGUGUGAGGGAUGCACUUCUCGCCACGGAUGAUCACAUUUGUCCUGGGUGCAAGGAAAUUGAUGUCUCCCCAGACAAACUUAUCGCUAAUCAGUUCCUCAGGAAGGCGGUUAUGAAUUUCAAGAAUGAGGCUGGAUACACUAAGCAGGCCAAAGAAGCUCGCGCUAAGAAAGAGGAAUCACCACCCCCGCCUCCUCCACCACCUCGACCAAACCAUGCCUCGAAACCAAAGAUCAAACUGACCACAAAGUCAGGCUCCGUACCAAGCAGUCAGGAAUCGCAGCAUUCGGAGCUUGGUUAUCCAUCACCGGUGACAUCCUCCGUCUCACUCUCGCAGUCGUCAGAGGAAGCAAAUGCAAGUCCUAUAGCUAGUCUCGCUGCUCCACCUCAAACAGUCAGACCUGUUGAACCCAAUGAACCAUAUCACAGGAAUUAUCACCGCCAUCAUCAUCAUGGACAACGAGAUGACCGUUACCGGAACAAUAGACAUCGAGAUGGUACACCCCCAGAGAUCCGCCGGGAUGCUCCUCCUGAAGUGGCGCUCCGAGAUGGCCAACCACCUUUGGUUUACCAGGGAGCCCCUCCACAGGAGAUACACUAUCACCCUGACACAGCAUCACCUCAUUCAGAUGGGCAUCCAGUCCAUCAUCCACCACCACAUGGAGCUCCAGGCCUUCCCCCUGGUAUCCCGGUCAUGCCUCCAGGAAUAAGGCCACCUCCACCAAGAAUGGAGAUUGUGCCCCAUCCUGGCCUCCAACGGCCUCCUCCAUCUGGAGCUUUUCCACCAACAAUGGACAUCCUGGACCCCAUGAGAGGAGCUCCUGGACCAAUGGUGUUUCCUCAACUAGGACCACCUCCAUCUGGCCCCCUUCUUGGUCCCCCUAUCAUAAUUGAGUCGAGGCCAAUCCGUCCACAUGUGACUGGCAUGAUGACCUCUGGUGAAACGCGGAUGAUGUCAGAAGAUGAGUUCUAUAGAACCCAGCAUUUGAUGCGACAUAAAAAGACAAAGCCAGGUCAGGAUGAUCAAAUUGAUGAAUUUGCACGCGAGUUGAAAGCAUUUCAGCGUGAUCAGCUUCAGAGGAAAAUGUCUCGAUCCCGUUCAAGAUCAAGGUCAAAAGGCCGAUCAAAGAAAGGAUCGAAAGGACGAACAAGGUCUCGAUCGUUUACACGCUCCCCAAAAAAGAAGAGGUCUCGUACGAAGUCGUUUAGCCGAUCAAGAUCCCGAUCAAGAGCAAAAAAACCCAGGUCAAGAUCUCGUUCCAAGUUCUCUCGGUCUCGUUCACGCACUAGAUCUUUUAGUCCUGGACCUCGCCCUCGAUCCAUUUCCCGAUCAAGGUCCAGGUCUCGAUCUAGAGGUCGUCGCCGACCACUUUCUCGGUCAAGGUCAUUGUCACGUGCAGGAUCAUGGACUCCUAAAAAUAAAAGGCUUAAUUCCUUUUCACGUUCUCCUAGCAGCUCGAAGCGACGUUCUAGGAGUCGUUCAAAGCCUCGUCUUUCAAGAUCGAGGAGUCGCUCCAGGCGACGAUUUUCACGUUCCCGAAGCAGAUCCAAGCCACGGAACAAACGAUCACGGAGUCGGUCCAAGCCACGAAAACGAAGGAAAUUGACGCGCUCUCGCUCGAGAUCCUCAACCUUUUCAUUUUCAAGGUCAAGGUCUCGUUCAAGACCACGAUUCAGGACCCGCUCGCCAUCACCAUAUAGGCGAAGGCAAUCUUUGUCACCAUUACGGCGAAGCCUGUCCCCACCUCCUUUCAGGCCAAGGUACCGACGUUCUCCAACACCACCAUUCCUUCGGCCGGGAUGGCAAGCUGGCAGGUCGCCUCCACCUUUCAGGAGAGGGGGAGGUCGAGGAGGAGGAUGGCCUCCCAGGUUCGAGCAGCCACAUCCAGAUGACCAGUACAACUACCAUCAUCCACAACUGCCUUUUGCUGGAGCUCAAGCAUAUUAUGGAUUUGAUCAGCAGCAGUUCCAUGAGUAUCAGGAAUUCUUGAGACGUUUCCCAGAUGGGCCACCACCUGCUGGGGCCAUGGAGGAUUUCAUGAAUAAACAUAAACCCAAAUCGCCACGAUCACGUGGGCUUCAAAGAAGUCCUGGAAGGCAAUUAAGUCAUGAGAGAGGAAGGAAAGAUUUUGAUGAUAGAGGCCGCAGGGACUUCGAUGAACGGGGGCGUAAAAAGGAGGUUGAUGACAGUGGGCGUAAGGAUAAAGAGAAGGGGCGACAGGAUAGAGGUCGACGAGAUGGAGAUAGGGGUCGGGAUGGUGAACGAGUGUGGGACGGAGAUCGAGGAAGAGAUGGAGAAAAAAGGAAGGAAGACAGAGAACGGAAAGAAGAGAAAGGCAAAGACAGUGAAAGGGAAAAGAAAAAGCCCAAGAAGGAUAAAGAGGAGAAACCUGGUGCUGAGAAGGAAAAUAAGAAAAAGAUGAAGAAAGUAAAGAAGGGCGCCAAGGCUGGGACCCCAGAAAAGGUGCUAAAGGGAAAGAAUGAUUCACAGGGGGUGAAGAUUGAGUCUGCUGAGGGGAAAGUUACAAGGGACGAAGCUACAAAGGUUGCGAAGAAUGAGAAGACUGAUUUUGCCUCUGAUGAGAUACAGACAAUUUCGGUGAUUGGUUCCUCCAGGGAUCGUUACAGACGAUUUGACGCACAUCACUUCAAACCAAGAGCAUCUGAAGCAGCUAAUGCCAAGGAGCACUCUAAAUCUAGCGUAGAUAUUGAUAUUAAACCUAGUGUUGAUGAUCUUAAACCUAAAGUCAGUGAUGAUCCUACACCUAGUGUUAAUAGUGGGGUGGAGACUGCUGAACCGAUCGCCAGUCUGCCAGUACAAACUGAUGAUCUUCAAAGCCUUGAAGGUGGUAGUAUCAGUAAGAGAAAGGUUGACCAGUCCCCCGAAGGGCAGCCGCCACUCAAGCAAGUCAAAGCGGAACCUCCAGAGGAGGCUAACGACAAACCUAUUGACAUGUUUGAGGAUGAGAAUGCUCCACGUGAAGAAACUGUAUCCGUGCUGAAAACUGGUGCUGCAGGUGCAGUGAAGUUGAAAAAACCUAAGCUCGAGGCUGAUGGAGCUCCUGUGAAAGUAAGAAAGAAAAAGAUGAAGAUUGAAAAGCUCUCUGGGACUGAUACUGAUGGCGAUAACAGACAGAAGAAGGUCAAAACAAAGGUGAGGAAGCGUGAGAAACUGCCCAUUGUUGAUGAUUCCGAGUCUAAGGUUUCCUCCACGGAUGAUUUUGUCAAAGUCAAAAAGGAGCCAGAGCCAGAGGAUUACAGUGGUGGACGUGAACAUGAAAAAAGGGUUCGCCAAUACGAGAAUGAUGGCCAUAUGAAGUAUAUGAAGGAAGGACACAGGUCUAGAGAGAUGGUGAAAGAGAAGCAUCAAGCUUUGGAGAAAGUUAGAAGGAAAGAGAAAGUCCGUUCAUCAAAGGAGAAGCAACUCGAACCUUUUGAUUCAGAGACUGUUGUCAAGAAGAAACACAGGCCUAAGAAGGAACUGCCACCAGUCGACAUGGAGGAAAUGUUGCCAAAGAAGAAAAAGCAUGAACAUGGUAGUAAAAAGACUGUUAAAAUUCCAAAACAAACGGUAUUACGGGAACCAAGUCCUGAUCUUCAUCUUGAGGAUGAGCCAGAGUUGGGAGAGGAGGCGAUCAUGGUUGAUCCACCAGAGCUGUCCAAGUGGGAGAAGGAGGAAUUAUAUGGCUCGGAUAUUGAACCAAGACGUUUCCAGCGGAGAGGCCAAGGCAAAAUGAUGCUGCCAAGAUCUGUGAUAGAGAGUGCCGAAAAAACGAUGUCAAACAAGCCACAUAAAGGAAUGAUGUCGGCUGUGUCUAUGGUAACAUCACCUGUGAAAACGGCACCAUCUGUGGUGCAGGUGGCUAAACCUGCAGAGAAAAAGGGCAAAACGGUGAGACGAGUCUUCAUCGAUGACGGGACUGGGGAGCGUGUAGCACAGGACAAGAAACGUGAGCAUCGUCAUUCUCAGGAUUACACCGAGGACCCUGAUAAAGGUGAUUUAAGAAAGACUAUCAAUAUCAAGCGAGAUCUCAGGGAAAAGUUGAAUGAACGCAAGUCUGGUGGGGAUGAUGAUGAUGAUAGGUAUGGGGGGUCGGAUGAUCUGGUGGGUUUAGAAAGUGAUAUUGUGACGAAGAAAAAGGAGAAAAAGAUCUCCAUGAAGCGUGAUGUAAGUAUGGAAGAGCAGGAGAAGCGUGGCUGGCAGGCUGAGCGGGCAUCCCAGGAAUCUGAUUCUGGGGAUAUUCGCCUCAGCACAAUUAGUAGCAGUCGUCAGAUCGAACGUAAAGUGUCGCUUCUCGACGAGGCUAAUUUUGAACCAGAUUAUAACGAAUCAGACUCUGCAUCAAGUCAAUCCCCUGCGAGAGUCAAGUCGUCGUCCAAGCGCAGCCCAAGUGAGGAGAGACACAGGGAAAAGAAACACAAACACAAGAAGCACAAGAAACACAAACAUAAACAUCAUAAGAAGCAUAAACAUAAACAUGAUAAGGAACAGGACUAGGCCUAAUCAAAAAUGAACUUGCUAGAUUUCACUCCAGGAAGUAGUUUUGCUCUAUUCAUACGUGUAUCAAAAUUGCAUCCAAGUUUGGGUACUAUUUCGUCACUCCGUCUAAUUCUAACUUGCUGCAUUUGUGUAACCCUACUGUACACGUAAUUAAGGAACUUUUCAUCCUUGGGCCAAAUUGAUAUAUGUUUCUUGGAUGUACCUCUGUGUUCAAACACUGCAGAGCCCCCUUCCUAGUGAAUAAAAACUUCUAAAUAUCUAACCAAAUUUCCAUUUCAAUAUUGCAUAUUGAAAUAUUGAAUUGCAGUAAGCUACAUAUAUAUUAAAGACAGACCAAUAAACAGGAUGAGGCCAAGAAAACCGGUGUCCAAUGCAAUUUGAACAAAUCUUGAAUAUGAAUUGAAGAGCAGCAAUGGGUUGGUUUUUGGUGAUUGUACUGUACUGUUAUUGAUUGUCUUCUAAAUAAGAGACAGAAUGAGAUUUUGACAAAUUCGGUGACACUUAUGAAAAGAGAGCCGCUGGUGUCGCGCUGGUUUAAUGCUGAUAUCUGUAACUUUGAUGAAUUGAGAGAUUUGCCUCAGCAAGUACUGGGUACUGAGUGCUGAGACACAUUCCUAUUGCUUCAUUUUGGGAGCAACUGAAAUUUUGUACAUAGCAUUAUUACUGGACACUGAGCCUAGUAUAUGUUGAUUUUGUUAUCCAUUUAUUUUGUAUGUAUAUAUUUAUUGAUAAAAAAAAAACCUCAGAAGGAUAUGGUAAGCUUUUCGUUUCAUUUCUCACGAAGGAUCACCGGAGUGGAUUAAUAAAUCUUCUGCAGUUCAUAUGGCACAUGAGGAUCGUGGACUUGAUGCCAUUGUGCACAGGAAACCUGCCCUCGCUAUGUGGGGUGAAUUUAGGCCUAGGAAAGUAGGCUAAGGUGUGGGGAGACGAGUCGGUUCACUGAAGGGUUACACUGUGCAUUCAGUUGGAAAUGCCACCUGAAUGUUUGGCAUCAAGUAUUGGUCAUGAUUCAUCUCAAUCAAUCUAUGACAACCAUUCGGUGUUUCAUGCUGAAUGCACUGCUGACCUAUUUUGCCUACUUUGGAUGUGUUGUGAAUAUACUUGUCUUAUUUUGUAGUCUUGUCUUGUAGCACCGGUACUGAAUGGGGACAUGAUAUAUUUUAGUUGUACAUAUUGCAUUGUGUAAUCAAAGUGUAGUAGAUACAUGUAUAUUAAUAUAACAAUGUGAUGGGGUUUUCUAUUCUGGGGUGAUGUGGUUCAUUUGUGCUUGGGGGCUGAUAUCUUCAUACACAUGUUUGUAUACUGUGAUGAUUCGUGCCCCUUUAUUUAUUACAGAAGAAGUUGACUGUACUUUAGGUGCCAUUUGAUUUAGAAUAACUUGCUAUAUUUUUUCUUUCUUCCAAAUAACACUCAACUACUAACUUCUUUAUGCACUUGAAGAACUAAGCAAUCUUAUUUUGUGUGAUGCAUUUAUUUUGGAGAGGAGGAUAAUUUUAACUCGAGUUUGGCAUUAAAGUUUGGCCAUCUUGGUUGAUAAUUAAUUGUCUGCUGGAAUACUGCAUUCCCAGAAUAUUUCAUUGAUUUUUCAUUUUCACAUGGCAACAUUUGGAGAAGGGGGGGGGGGUUACUGGCUCUUGAACUUAUACUUGAUGGGGAGGGGGAGCAUGACUCUGAAAGUUCAAUUCCCAUGUUUGGAGUGCAUUUCCUCUGUCUUUUUUCGACCUUCCACUUGAUAUGUCUUCAAAUUAUUUUCUGUAUUAAUUUCUUCUUUGUCUACUUGUAUUUUGUUGCUAUAGUUAUUCGUGUGCCACUGUGUCUUUAAAUUAAGGGAGAAAGCCUAAAUUACUCAUGAAUAUCUUUGGUCAUACUCAAGACAUCAGCACAGUUGGAAUAGUAAAUUACAGUCAUUGGAGGGUCUUUGACAAUUAACUGGGACUGGGGUGUAAAAUGCACAGGGAGGUGUGAAGUUUACAGGUACUGGUACAUGUAUAUGUGUUUGUUUCAUUUUGUUUGCUAUAAUUGGUUGAGAUCGGUACACAGUACCAAUUGGAGGACAGGACAUGGAGUCAAGCGGCUGGAGGAUCAGCCUUGUAGAUUGCUGAAGGAAUAAAGACCACAAUGAAUUUAAUUGAAAAAAUAA
Messenger RNA from Lineus longissimus, 7825 nucleotides. Its product is annotated as E3 ubiquitin-protein ligase RBBP6-like. The coding region runs from base 340 to 5682 and encodes 1780 amino acids. Lineage: Eukaryota; Metazoa; Nemertea; Pilidiophora; Heteronemertea; Lineidae. The transcript has 17 exons. Gene Ontology annotation, molecular function: ubiquitin protein ligase activity; nucleic acid binding; zinc ion binding. Gene Ontology annotation, biological process: protein ubiquitination; ubiquitin-dependent protein catabolic process. The record is from RefSeq and is a predicted model, not a curated record. Gene Ontology annotation, cellular component: nucleus.